AUGGGACAGGAAAUGAGUUUUGACAGUACAUUACUGGGCGCUGGAGAAGCUCUCGGGGAUUACGUUGAGUGCAGUGGACGACGAGAAAGGGAUAAUGGAUUUACUAAUUCAUCAGGAGGAAACAACGAUGCGAUUACCAAGAUGAUUAAUCCCGGCGAUAGGAUCAACAUUCCGUGCUCUGUAGGCCUAACACCCAGUGUUUCGGUGCAAUGGCAUCAAAAUGGGAAACCAAUUCAGUUGGACUUCAGCCCAACACAGAGGAGGCACUGGAACAUCACGAACGACGGCGCGACAGGACUGACCAUCAAUCGGGUCACCAAAAUAGAUGAGGGGGUGUGGGAGUGCUGGGCACUCAACAGCCAGGGAAGUGUCACACAUAAGGACACUGUCAUGAGAUUAGUUGUCACCAAUAUACCCGAAGAGCCGUACAUAGAGUUUGAGGGCAAACGACUGCCAAACCACUCGACGCUAACCAUACGGGAGAAUACAGUAGUGAACGUGAAUUGUGUGGUGAGAGGGGCGUCGCCGCCGGUGCGGCACAUGUUCUGGUAUCUGCAGCACCAGAACAUCACCGAAGAGAGCAAAUUGCUGAUGGAGUACUCGGCCGAAGAGGACAUCUCGAUGGCCAUCAGCCUAUUGACGAUUAACGCCACGCAAGACUAUCAUAAGAAAGUGAUCAUAUGUCAGGUGUAUCACGUGUCGUGGCUUAAUCCGGUCACUGCCAGUGCCUCUUUCGACAUACAAUUUUCAUGUGUUGUCGUAUUCAUUAACGCAUACUUCAUAAACACAGAUAACGUGCCCGCGUUCUCCAUAACACGCGACCCGGGCUUUGGGUACCCAAUACUGGAGGGAAUGCCCCUAUCAUUGAAGUGCGAUAUCGAAGCCAAUCCGUUGAGUGCCGCCAAAUGGCACAGGGAUUCAGAGCCGAGUCAUUCAAACGCUAGUCUUCCGCAGAUAGAGACCCAAAGCGACGGUACGCUGUAUUUCGCGCACAUAUCAAAGGCGGACACGGGUUGGUAUAAGUGCACGACUGAACACCCCUUCGGACACUUCUCGUCGUUUGGAUACUAUCUUAAUGUUCAGAGGGGAGACAACCCUCACGACCCGCUUAUAUCUGAAACAGUAUAUAAACUCUUAUCGCAAUUUGAAGCGCCCGAACUGCACGACUUGGACCACAUAUUACGGUCACCAUUAGCUCCACCGCCGCUGAGCGCCGACGGGAUCGGCGGUCCGGACGGCCAUAAGGACAGUGAACCCAACGAAGCGGCUCUCAUGAAGGCCUACGAGGCGUCCAAAGAGUCGUCGCCAUACGAGUCCGCGUCAAAUGUGAUGCAAUCGUCGGCCGGUAAUCAGAGGUACGGCGAGAGAAAUAGUCCGCAACCCAUACAACAGCGCAAGGAAUGCGCCGGAAAUCAUAUCAAUACCGGCGAACCGGUGAUCGAUACCAUCAAUCGUACGGUGAGAGCGCUGGUGGGCAGUCAGAUAGCGGUGUCCGCCCGGUUCUGCUGUCAGCCCCGACCCAAAAAGGUUUACUGGAUUCACCGGCACUUAGCUCUGAUGCCUCAGCGCACUAUUGGCCCCUAUAUUACGCGGGAAUUAAUCAUGACAAGUGAUUCAAUGAAUUGCUUUACGUCAACGUUUGAGAUAACGUCCGUAAAGCCGGAGGAUUCCGGGGAUAUACUGUUCAUCGUUAUGAACCCGAAGGGUGUGGACAACGCUAUGGUGUCGGUGAACGUGACGGUCGCCUCUUUCUCAGUAUCUUUCGUCGACAUUGUUUGCCAUGAAUGGAAAGACACAACACUUUGUAUUAUUAACGUUAAUGACGAUAACAUCGUUGAUGUGGCAAACGUUAAUGUGUGCGCCUAUUAUGGCCACAACGAUAGGGCACAGACAGCACAGACGGCCACCGCUAAUGAAUGCAAUCGCCAGGAGCUGACGAUGGCAUCGGACGGACGAGUAGUGUUUGUUAAAUGGGAUAAAUGAUUGUGAAGUGUGAUCGGGGAAGGGAUGGGAGGGAUAGACAGUGAGAGACAGAAAGUAAUUCAAUGAAAUAUAUAUAAUAUAUAACGAAGAGUGAGAAGAAUGAAAUGGCAAAUGAAGCGAAGCAUUAAUACAUUGAUAUGUGAUUGUAAUUCAGAGUCAAAAUAAAGAGGACAAGAGAUGUGAGAGAGAGAACAGAGAGGAAUGCCAUCGAAAUAAUGGAUUCAAACAAUUUCUCUGACAAUUGUUGUGAUGUAUUGAUCAGCAAAAAGUCUUUCGACACAAACAGACAAUAAAAUAUAUAUAAAGUAUUCUUUUGGCUGUCAAUAGACUGCGAGAAUAAUGAGAAGAAUAGCAUAAAAACAAAUACAAAAUUUUUGUUUCUUUGCUUUUUUAUUCUCU
Medioppia subpectinata is the source of this 2382-nucleotide messenger RNA. The record is from the annotation of a GenBank genome assembly. Lineage: Eukaryota; Metazoa; Arthropoda; Arachnida; Sarcoptiformes; Oppiidae.